This is a messenger RNA of Apiotrichum porosum, 3582 nucleotides long. RefSeq lists its product as uncharacterized. Gene Ontology annotation, cellular component: eRF1 methyltransferase complex. The transcript is spliced from 4 exons. Gene Ontology annotation, molecular function: protein methyltransferase activity; nucleic acid binding; S-adenosylmethionine-dependent methyltransferase activity. Gene Ontology annotation, biological process: methylation. The coding region runs from base 1 to 3582 and encodes 1193 amino acids. NCBI's taxonomy places the organism in Eukaryota, Fungi, Basidiomycota, Tremellomycetes, Trichosporonales, Trichosporonaceae. The record is from RefSeq and is a predicted model, not a curated record.
AUGUCGGCCCAUCAAGACCAGCUCCAGGAGAGGCUGCGUGCGUUCCAGACGCUGCUUGAUGGCUCCCGUGAAGCCCUCGAGCCCCGGGUAGAGACGAACACUCUUAGAAGGCUAUGUGCAAGAGGCAUCCCCGACCAGCCCUCGCACCUCCGCCCGCUCGCCUAUUCCUUGCUGCUCAACACAUUGCCUCAGGAUAAGAAGGCAUGGAAGACUUCCGCCAGGCAACAACGCGACAGGUACUACGACCUUGUUCGCUCCUUUAUGGACGAGCUCGACAUUGCACCGCCGCCCGAGGAUCCAUUGAGCGCCGUCGAUGCACUUGCGCUCCGUAUCGCAAAGGACAUUGACCGUCUCGACUUGCCGGUGCUCCAUGCCCGCACUGCGCCGUCCCACCUCUCUCCGCUUUCCCCUCCGGGCCCCAUCAGCGGAACAGACUCGAGCGAAGCGACCUCCUCGUCUUCAUCGGGCGACGAACAGCAGCAGCACGACGAGAGUGAGGACCGCGCCACCCCACGCCGCCCGGCCCGUCAGCGCACUCGACUGCCUCCGAUUCCUACACGCCGAGCACUCUUCAGCCGCGUGGACGCGCUUAUGGCCCAGCUGCACCAGCAGCCCACUGCCAAGGGCAAGCGACGAGAGAGCGUGUCAACGCCCCGUAUCGUGCUUUCGGGCGACAGGGCUCCACGCGAACGAAACCCAGCCCCCACACCGUCUUUGCAACUUACAAUUCCCGAAGACAGCGCUAGCCGCCCAUCAUCACCCAUCACACUCCUCUCUCCCCAAGUCCCAGCCGACGGAUCUGAGCCACCCUCGCCCGUGUCCCCCACAUCGGCAGCGGCGCUCCCAGACACUCAUGCCGAGGCGCUUAUGCGUCUCAUGUACGUGUUCUGCCGUGCCAACCCGCGGUGGAGCUACGGACCCGCCUUUGUGGAGAUUGCCGUCCCUCUCUACCUGGUCUUUUGCGAGGCCAACAUCGCCAAGGCCCAGCGUGCUGGUCGCGCCAGGCAUGCCGAAGAGGAGACCUACUGGGCGUUCUGGUCGCUCAUGAGCGAGUUUGGUGACCUCGUAUCGGGAGUCCCUGGCGAUGUCGCUGUGACUUCGGCGCUGAGGCGACUUGGGAACCGUGUUCGUUGGGCGGACGAGCCACUGUGGGCGGUGCUGAAAGAGCGAAACCUCGACCCGGCGCUACCACUCUACACCUUCCGGUGGCUCACAACCUUGCUCGCCCACGACCGCGCACACUUGAUUCCCAUCUGGGACUUUUUGUUUGCGCAGCCCCCGACCAUGGCCGACCAAAUGGCGCCCAAGCUGGACCUUCUCAUCGACAUGUGUGUGGCACUUGUUGUCAUGGUGAAGAACCAGGUCGUGUACCCGCCCCAAAAGACGCACCCUCAGUCACCCAAGCCCAACUUGUGGACCGGGGCUGAGGACACGGACAUUCCAGGCGACCCUGAGGACCCCGACGAGGCAUUUGUGCGCUGUCUGCAGCUCUUCCGCAACUACCCGCUCGACCAGGUUGGCGGUGUGUGGAUGCUCCUCAAUACUACGUUUGAGCUCAACCAAGCCCGCCGCGCGGCACUUGUCGCGGGAGAGGAUCCCGACACUGUAGCAUGGGCAGAGGCGCGCGACGCAGCGGCCAACCGUAAAGGUUGGGCAACAGCCAGGCUCCGUCAAGCCGCGCAGGGCGCGUCGGCGUCGACUGGCCGUUUCUUCUCGUCGUACGCACAGUCCGACACUGUCGCACAGCUCUCCAAAGCCUCGACCAACUUUACUGCCAACGCCAUGGCUAGGUGGCAGGCUGUUCCGCCUGUGAAAGCGCCCGAGAUGAAGAGCCCCGACUGGAAGGGUCCCGACUGGAAGGGUUUGGGCUCAGCGGCUGGCCGCUGGUUCAAGAAGAAGGACGACGACGACGCAUCCAUAUCCGGUGAAGAGUACGAGUUUAACCACUCGUUGCCGUCUACUCCUGGCCACCUCGAAUCGCCGGGCCGUCAGCACAAGGCCCCCACACCAGAAAACAACAAGCGUUUCUCAUACCCUGUUGGCCUCUCGACGUCCAUGGCAGCAAGGCGGUCCCGCAGCGACAGUGUCGCGUCCACCUCGGCCUUGUCCGUCACCAGCCUGCAAGACAAACUCUCUGGUCUUGCGUCCAGUCUGACUGUAGCGCCGCGCCCUACCGAGACGACCCCGCGCGUCACCUCCGGACCCCGGCCCUUGCUGCUGUCGACCUCGGCCCGUCGUGCGUCUAACUCGCACAUCCCCCCAUCUCGGUCGAGGUCUCCCACUCCUGGCCUCGCUUCCCCUCCCCAGCGCGACAGUCCUCUGUACCGCAUUGGCAGCCGCAACAGCAUGGGCCCCCGUCCCCGUUCCCCCGUGCCUAACAAGCGUGGCAACAUGGGAGACUCUAUCGGUUCGACGGCGGCGUUCAUGGCCGCCAGCCGCUCUUCGCGCAACAACAGCAUGUCGGACUCGGACUUCAGGCACAACGACCCUUACACACCGUACGAAAGUGACGCGAGCACCGUCCGCUCUUCAGAGGGAGGCAACGGUCUUGGCCGUGGGCUUGCUCUGUCGCCCAUCGAGGCCGAAACACCCGCCAUGCCAAGCCUCGCGGCAGCAAUGGCGCAGACUCAGUCUGCACCUGCUGUCGCAGAGCCGGCUCCUGCACCCGAGCCGGAGGAGCCCCUCGAACUGCCGACUCCGCAGAUUGCCCAUCUCACCGAGGAAGACUAUGACCACGUCUACGAGCCAGCCGAGGACAGUUUCAUCCUCCUCGACGCCCUCGAGGCUGACGCUCGCGUCAUCCGCGCCGCCAAGCCCGCCCUCUGUGUCGAGAUUGGCUCUGGUUCAGGUAUUGCGUCCACGUUUAUCGGUACCAUGCUCGGCCCUGCCUCGGCGGUAAUGAUGUCUACGGACAUCAACCCGUACGCGACCGACGCAACGCGCCGUACAGGCGACGCCAACGGUGUUCCGCUGAACCCCGUCCUGGCCAACCUCCUCGCCCCGUUAUCGCAGCGCAUGGAGGGAAGCGUCGAUCUGCUCAUUUUCAACCCGCCGUACGUCGAGACUGAAGAAGCGGAGAUGACUGCUACCCAGCAAGGUCGCGACAUUGGCGGUGCAUGGGCCGGGGGAAACUUUGGCAUGAGCGUGACCAACCUCGUGCUAGAACGUCUCCCCACACUCCUCGCACCAGGCGGCAGGUUCUACCUCGUGGCCAUCCAUCAGAACAAGCCGGACGAGAUUAUUGCCCGCAUGCGUGCCGAGGGUCUUGAGUGCAAGACGGUCAUCAAGCGACGGGCCGGUCGCGAGUUGCUUUCCGUCAUCCGCAUGGUCCGUCCCGCAGCCGCGCCAGUCGCUUCGGGCAUCCUCACUCCGCGCAAGACAGUGAUGCCCGUGAUCGAAGAGUCGAGUGUUGUGGAGCCCGCUCGCCCCACCGCAGUCGCUGGUGCGGUGAACGCCACGUCGCUCCAGCCGAAGUCGCCCCAGCGAUCGCCCGGACGCCGUCGUAAGGUCGAUGGGGGUGAGGCAGAUGAUGAGGGAGAGGAGGACUAUGGCUCGUUACUCGAUGCCUAUGGGGACGCCUAG